Messenger RNA from Alexandromys fortis (reed vole), 996 nucleotides. Its product is annotated as pyridoxal phosphate phosphatase PHOSPHO2-like. Gene Ontology annotation, molecular function: phosphatase activity. The record is from RefSeq and is a predicted model, not a curated record. NCBI's taxonomy places the organism in Eukaryota, Metazoa, Chordata, Mammalia, Rodentia, Cricetidae. Gene Ontology annotation, cellular component: membrane.
AUGAAAGUUUUGUUGGUGUGUGACUUUGACAAUACAAUCAUAGAUGACAAUAGUGACACCUGGAUUGUACAGUGUGCUCCAGACCAAAAAAGAAAUCCUAUGGAAAGGCAAGAUUCUUACCAGAAGGGGUUCUGGACAGAAUUUAUGGGCAGAGUCUUUAAGUAUUUGGGAGAGAAAGGGCUGAAAGAAGAUGAAAUGAGAAGAGCUGACAUCAACGCCUUUCACUCAGGGGACGGGAGAGCUUUUCAGCUUUCUAAGAUGAAUGAGGAUACAUUGGAUUGCAUCAUUAGUUCAGAUUCAAACUCAGUCUUCAUAGGUUGGGUUUUAGAAGCUGCUGAUUUUCAUGAUGUCUUUGAUAACGUGUUUACUAAUCCAGCAGCUUUUGAGAACAGUGCUCGUCUCACAGUUAAAAAUUGCCACACUCGUUCUUGCAAUAGCUGUCUGAAGAACCUUUGGAAGAAUGCAGUUGUGCUAGAAUUUAUAGAUAAACAGAGAAGGGGUGAGAUAUUCAGGAUUGUUUAUAUAGGGGAUUGUGGAAAUGAUGUCUGUCCAGUUACCUUUUUAAAAAAUGAUGUUGCCAUGCCGCGGAAAGAAUAUACUCUACCUAGAAUUCUUGCAAGAAUGUCUCAAAAUCUUGAGCGUAUUGAAUCUUCUGUUGUAAUUUCGUCUUCAGGUGUUGAAAUAAUUUCUCACUUACAAUUUCUAAUGAAGAGGUGUGAGGGACGAGUAGAGAUCUCUUACAAUGGUAUCUGGGGCGCAGUGUGUGAUGACAGCUGGGACCUGACAGAUGCCAAGGUGGUGUGCCAGCAGCUUGGCUGUGGUGUGGCCAUGUCAGCCCCAGCUGAGAGCUACUUUGAGAGAGGCAUGGGCCAUAUCAUGCUGGAUGAUGUGCAGUGCAUGGGGGAUGAAGCCAAGGUGUGGCAAUGCACACAUCACGGAUGGUUCUCCCACAACUGUGGGCACCAUGAGGAUGCCAGCGUGGUUUGCUCAGCGUGA